GUCAAUGUCAAGCAUCAUUCGUUCGUUCGCCCCGUGUUUUGAUAAACAAAUACGUCUGCAUUUCUGCGAAAAAUAUUAAUUAUUUACGGAAUUUUCUGCGAUUUUCAACAUGGGACGCAGAAAAAGCAUUGCGGAUGAAGAAGACAGGGCGUCUCGGGACAAACGGCUGAAAGUUCAAUUGGCACAAUGCAAAUCGAAAUUGACGAAAGCAGAAAACUUUUUGCGUGAACAGAAAGGACCUCUAGAUACGGAUGCUAUUACCCUCCGGCUGCAGCUAUUGGAGAAAGUUUUACUGACCGUGAACGAUCUUUUGCUAGAAAAGCAAGUUUUAACUUGGAGCGACGACGACGAGUUCGACGAUGAUGGACUAGAAGAGAGAUGUCUUAGCGUGAUAAUAAGCUACAAGAAGGCGCUCGCGCAGGCAAGUUCGUCGAAGCAAAAUACAUCAGCUAGUGAUAGUGCCAGUGACAGAUAUUCAUCAAUGAAACUUCCUGAAAUUGACAUUCCAGUGUAUGAAGGAAAGGACUACACCAAGUACCAAUCGUUUAUCGAACUAUUCACGGCUAUUAUUCAUAGAAAUGGUAAACUAGAACCUAUCCAAAAGUUAUUCUAUUUAAGAAAAUAUUUGAAAGGGGAGCCGUUGUCACUUAUUGAAGGGCUACCCUUAACGGGUGAUUCUUAUGAGAAGGCAUUGGCUUUACUCAAAGCUAGAUAUGAUAAUAAGUUUCUCGUUGUUACAAACCAUGUACAGGCAAUCUUGGAUUUUUCGCCUAUUGUGAAGGGUGCUGCCAGCAAUUUACGAGAGUUAAUAGCUCAUGCUCGUCAACAUUUAGGAGCCUUGAAGACCCUUGGACAGCCCACUGAACAUUGGGAUAUGAUAAUUUUACCCAUUUUGUUGCGAAAAAUAGAUCAGUUUUCUUGCAGAGCAUACCAUAGUGAGCGUGUUGAUAACAAGCUGCCAAAUCUGGAUGACUUCUUUGCAUUCAUUGAAAGAAGGGCCAGCAGCUUCGAGGAGAGCCAAAGGAGCGAAGACCGUCACAUAUGGGUUGAAGUCCUCCAGUUAUCUGGCCACAAGGUGCCUGGAAGAACUAGCACGCCAGUACGAGGCUGAGUUCCCUAGGGCGGCAGCUGUGAUCCGGAAUUCCAUGUAUGUAGAUGAUGCGCUGUUUGGAGGUCAGUCAAUAAAAGAGGCAUUGGAGGUAAGAGAUCAGCUUAUUUCAUUACUUCAGCGAGCCGGCUUUAGCUUACAUAAAUGGGCCGCCAGUGAUCCUCGUCUUCUUGUUGACAUUCCAAUCAGUAAGCAGCAUUUUGAUGAACAUGAGCUCUGCAAAGAAAACUUAUCUAUAAAAGCACUCGGCGUAACGUACGAUGUCAAAAGCGAUACGUUAAAAGUGGGUUGUCCUAUCAAAAAUAUGCAUGGAGACUGGAGCAAGCGUUCCGUGCUUAGUGUCAUAGGGUCCUUCUUUGACCCUCUCGGGCUGGUAGGGCCAAUCACAGUCCGAGCUAAAGAAUUUUUACAAAAAUUGUGGAUUGAAAACUUAAAAUGGGACUCUCCCUUACCUGAUAAAAUAUUAAAACAGUGGAAACAAUUUUACUGUCAACUUACAACUAUGUCAGCUAUUUGUGUAAAUCGUAACAUAAUGUGUUCUAAUGCACAGCGUGUUGAGCUGUAUUGUUAUUGUGAUGCGUCACAAACAGCAUAUGGAUGUUGCAUUUAUGUAAAAGUAAUACAUAACAAUAGUGCAACCACUACUCUACUUUGUGCUAAAUCUAAAAUAGCUCCUAUUAAAAACAAAUUGACUGUGCCUCAAUUGGAAUUAAAUGCAGCAUUAAUUUUAGCGAAGUUAUAUGACAGAGUCAGAAUAAACUACUCAAAUAUUAAAAUUGAUGCCAAAUACAUGUUUUCGGAUUCACAAGUUGUGCUGUGCUGGCUUAAGUCAAACAAAAACUUGAAGGCUUAUGUACAAAAUAGAACAAAUGUUAUUCGGUCGUUGACUAAUGAUUGUAAUUGGUAUCACAUUGAUGGCGCGUUCAAUCCGGCAGACUGCUUAUCUCGCGGAUGUGACCCGGCCGAGCUUGCCUCUAACACCCUGUGGUGGAAUGGUCCACCACAGCAUUCUAAACCUAAUUAUGUGCCUGUAGAAUCCUUGGUAAGCUGCAAUCACCUGUUGUGCUCUGCUCCUACUUACGAUACACGGGAGGUCGGCUUGAGCGUGACAUCAACUGUGCCUGAAAUACCUGAAAUAAUUUUAAAAUAUUCCUCUUGGAACAAAACUGUAAGAAUAAUGACUUGGGUUCUUAGAUUUGCAUAUAACUGUAAUAAUAAAAAUAAUAGGCUAAAACAUAACUUAACUAUACAAGAAUUAAAAAACACAGAAAAUAAAAUAUUUAAUAUUGUACAAAAUUCAUAUUUUGUUCACGAAAUUCAUUGUAUUAAAAAUAAGCAUCCUAUAGGAUCUCAUUUAAAAUCAUUAACUCCGUUUCUAGACAACAAUAAAGUAUUAAGAGUUUCUGGCAGAUUACAAAAUGCUUCAAUUCCAUAUUCACAAAAAUAUCCUGUUAUUUUACCAAAAAAUUGUCACAUUACGGAUUUAAUUAUUUUAAAUGAGCAUUUAGCCUUAUUGCAUGCGGGUCCAAAAAUGACCAUGUCUAAUCUAGCACUGCGUUACUGGAUUAUAAGCUGUAAUCGAGAGGUAAAAAAGAUUUUAAACAAAUGUGUUAAAUGUUAUCGUUUUAAAGCUCAAUGUGCUGAACAGUUAAUGGGUUCAUUGCCCACUGAUAGAGUUAACCAGGCUAGUACCUUCAGCAUUGUUGGUAUUGAUUACUGUGGCCCAUUUCAAGUUAAGCAAUCUAGCCUUCGAAGGAGUGUGGUCUCCAAAGGUUAUGUUAUAGUGUUUGUGUGUUUUGUCACCAAAAGUGUGCAUUUAGAGUUGGCCUCAGAUAUGACUUCGCAAUGUUUCAUUGCAGCCUUGAAACGAUUCAUUUCAAGGCGCGGGUUGCCACGCGUUAUCCACUGCGACAACGCCAAAACUUUCAAAGGUGCGGAUAAUUCUCUUAAAGAGUUGUACAAGCUACACAGCUCUACUCAACAUCAAUCGACCGUAAUUAAUUUCGCCUCUUCAAAGGGCAUCAAAUUUGAUUAUAUACCCAGUUAUUCACCAACGUUCGGCGGGCUCUGGGAAGCCGCCGUUAAAAGCGCAAAGUUUCAUUUUAAAAGGAUAAUUGGUCCCAGCAUUUUCAACUAUGAAGAGUUUAAUACAAUCAUCAUAUCGGUAGAAGGUAUAUUGAACUCUAGGCCUUUGACGGCUCUGUCUAGAGACCCUUCGGACCUAUCAUGCCUAACACCAGGCCACUUCUUAAUAGGUAGACCGAUAACGACCAUCCCAGAGGCUGACUGUGUUUCAGUGCCUACCAAUAGGCUUCGAUUUUGGAGACGAUGCACACAGAUACAGCAAAGUUUUUGGCAUGUAUGGCAUAAGCAAUAUUUGUCGUUAUUAAAUAAUCGGCCUAAGUGGCACCAUAAUCAACCCAACAUAGAGGAAGGUGCUUUAGUACUUUUAAAGGAUGAGCGCUCUGCUCCACUCAGCUGGCCAUUGGCUAGGGUUACAAAGCUGAUUUCAGGACCCGAUCAGAGGGUGAGGGUAGCAGAAGUGAAAACUUCUUGCGGCAUGUCACGUAGAGCCAUUAAUAAAUUAUGUAUAUUGCCAAUAGAAACAUGAAAAUAAUAUUUAAAAAGUGUUUAUUUUUCUCAUAAAAAUAGUUAAAAAAAAAAAAAGGUUUAUUUUUUCUAAUAUAAGCAUAGCUUAAGAGUCUAAAAGUUCAUAAUAUUUUUGUAAAAAUUGUAUAACUUAAUAUUAGUUAAUAUGGCUCUUGCGUUAUAGUAGGGUGCGUAGUGCAGUUGUCAUUGAGUACAUUCUCUUAGUACGGUUUCCGUCGCAUUAUGUGGCACUUUAUAUUUGUACCCCUGUUGUACGCACCGUGCUAGAUCGCUAAUUAUUAGGUGGUCGGAGUUGUAGUUUUUCAGUUGUAAGUUUAGCACCCGGCCCUCGGGAAUAUGUUUGCAACAACCAUU
This is a messenger RNA of Pectinophora gossypiella (pink bollworm), 4072 nucleotides long. RefSeq lists its product as uncharacterized. The record is from RefSeq and is a predicted model, not a curated record. Lineage: Eukaryota; Metazoa; Arthropoda; Insecta; Lepidoptera; Gelechiidae. The transcript has 2 exons. The coding region runs from base 110 to 1111 and encodes 333 amino acids.